This is a messenger RNA of Gaeumannomyces tritici R3-111a-1, 3785 nucleotides long. RefSeq lists its product as hypothetical. The transcript is spliced from 5 exons. The coding region runs from base 661 to 3300 and encodes 879 amino acids. Lineage: Eukaryota; Fungi; Ascomycota; Sordariomycetes; Magnaporthales; Magnaporthaceae. The record is from RefSeq and is a predicted model, not a curated record.
GCGCGUGAAGCCCAAACCCAUAACAACGCAAAGUUGCCAUCUGCUGCUCCGCCGUGAGCAUCCCAGGACUCUCUGUGAGCGCGCUUCCAUUCUCUCUCUACCGGACAGCCGGCCGUGGCCGACUUUUCAAACUGCGUCUCUGUUCGGAUUCUCUGUGCUUUUGAUCAAACGGCGUGGCCAGCCCUCCUCGCCUUGUCUGUCGUUGCCGCCUGCCUUGGCCACCUCCCGCUUUUGGACGAGCAUCGCGUGUGCUCCAGGCCGGGCUUCCAGUCCCGCCUCCCCCACGUGCUUCCCACCCACCUUCACACGAUCCCUUCAAUCAUUCCAUCCGGCAGCUCAGCAAGCUCUGAUCUUGCUGAGCCUGGACACCACUUCACUAGUCACUUUGGGUUAUCGUAAGGCUCAGCUGGACCGUCGACCCUGAUUCGCGAUCUCACCGCGCCCCGCCCCGCGCACCCUCGGGUCUACCCACCCCAAGCCCAGUCCUCCGGAAAGGACUGCCGGCUCGUCCCCCUCCCUGCUUGGUUCCCACUUUUCCUUUCUCCUUCACCCUGCCUCUUGGCAGCUCCCUUGGAUGACUUUGACGUCCUCUUCUGCGCCUUGACCUGCGUCUUGCUCCUGCCAUGGUAAGGUUGUGAUAUCUCUAGAACUUCAGGACCCAUGGGGAAGAAGAAGAAGAGCAAGGCGGGGGCCCGCGCCGCUGCUGGUGCGGGCCCUGCCAAGAAGAGGCAGAAGAGACUCCGCCAUCAAACUGAUCGUCGGAUCACCCCUGGACCGUUGCCUCCAGGCGUGGUCGCGAGGAUUCCUGCCCCCGUCAUCACCUCCAAGCACCGCACCUAUCUGGAGUUUGUUGAGAACAAGGACAAAAAGAAGAAGCUCGAGUUCGAGGUCACGACCGCACGAGAGCCCCCUCCCGGCUUUGAGUUUGUGCCUGUUGGGAAUCCCGACUUGACCAAAGCCUGCAAGGAACUGUCCCGAGGACAGGACGCUAUGAUCUUCAUCGUUUCGGACGCCAAAGAGGCGGAUGCGAAUCGACUAGGGAUCCAUAUGAACAGGGUAGGCCAUCACAUCAGGCGCACCAUUGUUGAAGAGGCUCGUGCGCAACUGGGCCAGCCGCUGGAGUACUUCCUCGAGACCGUGACUGGCAAUCCGGAGCCGAUCCCGGAGUCGCAGGAUGAGAUAAACGCACAGGCGGAUGGCGUUAUAAGAGAUCUCUUUCCCCGAAUGCCCAACACUGAUCGGCAGAUGAUCAUCGAUCAUUCUUUCCGCAAGGGCCAGGAAAACCGGACCGUUGGCCUCGCAGCGAAUAUCACUCUCUCCCGCCGCGUCCAACUUGCUGUUCUUGCUCACAUUCGCCACACGCACACACGAUACGACCAACUCAUCCGGGAGGUCGGUUGGAGCAAUGCCAGAAAGGCUGUUGAAUCUGUGUGCUUGGACUUCCUCGUCAAGUGGCGUGGAGACGAAGAGACCGGCCGGGAUCAACUUGACGAGAUCCUUCGGGAGAUUAUUGUCAUUUCGGACUCUGAGGAUUCAGACUCGGAUGACGACACGGACUCGGACGCCUCCGACGAUGAUAUUAGUGAUGACAGUCGGCCAGGCACUGCUUCCCGAGGUAGUAUCUCCAGCGGCGACCCUCCGACUGACCAGGCCAUUGUCGUUCCUGAUAUGCCAGAAGUCGGAGAUGUCGUCAUCUACGAUGAGGCUAUCCCACAUGAUUUCCAGCUCCGCAGGCCAGUUCACAGAAGACUCAAUUCCCGCAAUGUUCAGCGUUACGAAGCUGCUGCCCAGAGCAGGUGGCAGCAGGCCAGGGACAGAGUUCGCCAUGAGCCUGCCCGAGAUGCAUCUGCCUCACGGCCGGUUGCCACCCCUAAGGCAGGUGCGGCUGGCCAAGCAGAUCAGACUCAAGCCCGGGAGACAUCACGUCAGCCUUUCGAUCUGUAUGGGCGACCGUCGGUACCGCGCGACCACCAUAAUCUGCCAAGCCACCAAGGGGGCCAGGAGGUGCAGGCGCGUGAGUCUCUGCCUCCUGUGGCUGGCCCUGAGCCCGUACCAGUUUACCGAAGGGCCUAUCAACACACUGUAUCUCAUGGAGGCAUCCCGGUCAUCAGUGAGCACGAGAAUCCAGUGGAUUACAGGGCUCUUCGACCUACAACCGAGCGCCCCGAGCUCAAGGAUUAUUUGGUGCCUUCCGUUGAGCCCAGGUCUCCACAGGCAGAUGAUUCAUCAAGCCCUAUCUUUGUCCGUUCGUUGCCGCCGAGGUCUCAACAACCGCAACCUCACCUUCUGCAUCGACCCUCUGUGAAUGGUCAAGCAGUCAGGCGACGGUCGAGGAGCCCAUUGGAUCGCGGUUUGCACCAUUCUACUGUCCCAUAUCUUGUCCGAGAGCGUGAUCCUCUGCCUAGCAGGACACGCGUCGAUGAUGAGCGCCAUCCUGAAGACGCAAGGGCUCCAUAUGGAUCCACCGCGCCGCUGCCCAGGGGUGGCCUCGAGGGGUAUAUGGAACCUAUGCGAUUACGGUCCCCAUCAUACCCCGGGCAUAUCCCUCGAGAGGUUCAAAGGCCUGGACCCAGGGAUGGCCAUGUUGUGGCCUAUUCCAGGGCACCACCAAACAAUGACCCCAGGCCCGUCAUGCGGACAGACACCAGGGUUCCUCCUGGCUUUGACUAUCAGGAGAGCCGCAUCCUUAGAACGGAGCGGCAUCCGAUUGUGGUAGAGGACUGGGAACAUGGCGCGCAGAGGGUUCUACUCGUGCCCUCGCGGCGCGUGCAUCCGGAGCACACGCCACAUCUGAAAUAUGAAGGCGAUAUGAGGAUGCAACAGGGCGGGGGCCAUGCACCCGUCACUGCCCUGGGCGAACUCCCUCGGAGGACACCGCCUCACGGUUACGCGCAGCCACUACGAGCGGGAGGGGUUCGCUACGAGCGUCAACCCUCACGCGAGUAUGUGCCGGUCGCCGGCGUAUACUCUCAACCAAAUCCACAUCCGCCCGCGCCUGCGCCUGCACGACCGCCAUCGCCGCUUUUCUAUGAGAGGAUCCGCAUUGACGAUCAGAUGCACCAUCCAGCGGCAGCUGGCGGUUUUACGGGCCGCUACGGGGGCGGGUUCACUCCAAUCAAUGUUGAUCAACAUGGCCGUUCCCUCUUGGGAGGCCCAUCCGGCGACCAAUCAUUCCCCAUUCAUAACAAUCCAGAAUACCUUCCGCGAACAUAUCCUCCUAAUGGGCUUGGUGGUGUCCCAAGGCCCCAGCACCCCCCCGCGCCAGCACACCAGCGAAGCGAAUACAUUCAACUCGACUGAGCAGUGUCUCGAACACCUCGUUCAACUUCUUGCACAUGUUUCCCCCCCUUCAGCCUUGUUAUUUUCUGAUGGGAAUCCAGCCCAUCCCUUGAAAACUUUGCAACAGGGCAAUCUUUUCUGUGUAUACCUGUUUCGGCUCUCGGCACGGAUUUGGGGUAAUUGGUCAUGUUAGAAGGGCAGGUCGGAGCAUUAGGGUGCAUGGUCAUCUUCAAGGAGCAUGAUAUCCAGGGUGCGGAAUUCUCGAGUCUUGUUGUCUUUUUCAACAGGGAUGAUACCCGCGUUGCAUUAUUGGCGUUGUGUUUAUAUCUUGCGUGUGUGGUGGUUUACCACGGGGCGUGUCUUUGGUAAAUGGCACACCUUUUGGCGAGGCUGGCCGUGGCGGAUUUGGCCUCCAGCUGCGAUGCUUUGAAUUCAAACAAAUCUGGUUGCCGGCUUGAUUCGGCACAAAACUGAACACUGCAUACUUUGGACUGAGAAUAGGGGGC